This is a messenger RNA of Aspergillus japonicus CBS 114.51, 546 nucleotides long. Its product is annotated as carboxymuconolactone decarboxylase family protein. Bases 1 to 546 code for a protein of 181 amino acids. NCBI's taxonomy places the organism in Eukaryota, Fungi, Ascomycota, Eurotiomycetes, Eurotiales, Aspergillaceae. Gene Ontology annotation, molecular function: peroxiredoxin activity. The transcript has 2 exons. The record is from RefSeq and is a predicted model, not a curated record.
AUGCCCCGCCUACCCUACACCAACUACCACACCCCGCACGCCGGACCGCCUCCCACCCUGAACAUCAUCAAGCUUCUAUCCCACAGCACCGCCACCGUCGACCACUGGACCGCCCUGGGAAAUGCCCAAUUCAAACACCUAUCCCUCGCGGCCCGCGACCGCGAGCUCGUGAUCCUGCUAACGACAGCCAAAUUCCAAUCAACCUACGAAUGGACCCACCAUGUGCCCGUGUCGCUGAAGGCGGGAGUAACCAGGGCACAACAGUCCGCGCUCGAAGCAUCAUCCAAGACAACCAACUACUUCAUCGAUGGGAAAUAUAGUCUGGAGGCGGCCUUCAGCCCGAGGGAUCUUGUGCUCCUGACGUUUGUGGAAACCAUCAUCCAGCAGCCUGAAGUCGGUGAUGAGCUGUGGGAGCGUGUCAAGCGGGAGUUUUCGGAAAGGGAGAUCGUGGAGAUUAUCUCGCUUCAGGGCUUCUACUAUUCGUUUUCGAGGUUGACUACUGUUCUGGAGUGUGGGUUUGAUGAAUGGGCUAAGUCGAAGCUUUGA